CAUUAACCUGUCCUUCUGGGAAGCUGCUGCAGAGCACACCUCGUUUCAACCUUUGCACAACAUUUCUCCAUUUCACAAACAGGGGGGAAAAAGAAAAAUGCAGUCACGGCUGAUGAGUGCGUUGUGAGAGCGUGGACGGGCAGCGGGUGAUCUCGCCGAAGCGACAGGGCCCGACGCCGACAGGUGACCAGAGCCUCAUUUCACGGAGCAAGAGGAGUCUGGUUCUUAUUUCCCUCCCCCCCCCCCCCCUCCCACACGUGGGAGGGAAGAUGUUGCCGCCACCUUUCACUUGUUACUGAACCCAGGAGUCCGCUGUCACUCAACCUUGCCACCUAGUGGAGCUGCGAAGGUUAAACUCCCUCCUGGUCCACAGAGAUAUUGCACACCGCUACCUCCCUCGUCUGGGGAGGUGCCUGCUCUGCAACAUUUCACGCCCAUCCCCUUCAUUUUUUACUUCAUUUUACCUGCUGAAAAAAUAAUAUAACACCAACCAGCAUUGCAUUUUACCAAAAUAUAAGUUGGUGAAGUAUUAAAAGCUCAUUUCCAGCUUCCUAUACAGGAGUUCAAGAGUCUGCUGGAUCUCGCAUAAAGAGGGGCUCUAUCCACUAACGGGACACAGAAACGUUUCCCUCUGUCCCUUGACGUGCAUGACUGUGUAAAAAGGCCAAAAACAAGUCCCAUCCAACAAGAAGCAAAUUGAGCCUCGGAGGAGGAAGAGUCACACCCACAACAAAGACUGGCCAAUAAGAGAAAAGCCAGAUGGAACCAUCAUCGAAUGGCACUUUCUCUACAGCUGCACCGACAGCAGCACAAAAUGGCACAGGGCCGACAGACAAAUACACCAAUCACAACUGGGAGUUCCUGGUGGCCGUCCUGGUCACAGCGAUCUCUGUCUCCAUCAUCAUCGCCCUUCUGGCCAAAUGCCAAGUGGUCCGCCGUUACCUGGCCAGCUACCGGCACACGCGGCUGAGGGAGACAGACUCCGUCGGCCAGUGUGACCAGUCAGGCCUAGAGGUAGAGUUCGCCAUGCACGGCGGACGUGGCGUGAACCCUCACUGUGUCCCGCCCGUGGGCGAGGAGGAAGACGACGACGGCUUCAUCGAGGACAACUACAUCCCGGCCAGCGAGAGGGCGAGGGCGGAGAGGGCGGCGGAGAUCAUGGAGGACACUGAGGAAGAGUUGGAUGAGAUUGAGUUCUCCAUCGCCUAGUCGCAGUGUCUCUACACCUCCUCAGCUGAACCACCAAUUCCACUCCCAUCUCCUCUUAAUUUCCUUUCUCUUUAUUUGAGUGAGAUUCACGUUGUCAGUCACAACAUUUUUAAACAUUCAGAAAACACAAAUAGCAAUGCUCAAGAGGAUGGUCUCACCGUGUGGUACUAGGACCAAAGAAAGAUAUUCUUUAUACGAGUCAAGCUGGUCAUGUUUUUUUUGUCAGCAGUUACAGUGAAUUAUAUGUUACUUAUUUUUGAUAAUCUAGGGAAUAAAAUUGUACCUUCAAAAAAGCAAAGGUUUUCUGAAAAGGGAAGGAUCAAAGUGUCUCCUUUAAAUAUCCACAUUAACAAAUCACUUUCGAAUCUGUUGACCGUUUUUGAUUGAUUGAUCCGCUGAUGUUGUAGUACGGGUCACGCAAAAGUACCUUAGACAGAUGACCUCAGCUGUGCCGACUGUGAGCAGGAACAUAUAACUCUGGCACGUCGUGUUUUGCCAGGGAAACAACAAGCAGAAGUGUGUGUACGUGCAUGGAUGUAUAAUAUGCCUCGGGACCAAUUCACGCUGUAAUUAAAAAGGCCUUUUCAAUUGUUCAAAAACA
Molecule: messenger RNA, 1810 nt
Organism: Scophthalmus maximus (turbot)
Lineage: Eukaryota; Metazoa; Chordata; Actinopteri; Pleuronectiformes; Scophthalmidae
Gene: c13h1orf210
Product: chromosome 13 C1orf210 homolog
Exons: 4
Coding region: 760-1209 (149 amino acids)
Source: RefSeq, a predicted model, not a curated record